Messenger RNA from Hypomesus transpacificus, 2941 nucleotides. Its product is annotated as cell adhesion molecule 2-like. Bases 38 to 1234 code for a protein of 398 amino acids. The record is from RefSeq and is a predicted model, not a curated record. Lineage: Eukaryota; Metazoa; Chordata; Actinopteri; Osmeriformes; Osmeridae. The transcript is spliced from 9 exons.
AACAGGAAGCAGCGGCCAGCACCCCCUGGUCCAGAACAUGACGGUGACAGAGGGAGGCACGGUCAACAUGACCUGCCGCGUGGAGUACAACGACAACACCUCCCUCCAGUGGUCGAACCCGGCACAGCAGACGCUGUUCUUUGGAGACAAGAAAGCUCUGAGGGAUAACAGGAUUGAGCUGGUGCGUGCCUCCUGGCAGGAGCUGACCAUCAGCGUCAGUGACGUGGCGCUGAGCGAUGAGGGCAUGUACACCUGCUCUCUGUUCACCAUGCCCGUCAGGACCGCCAAAGCCUACCUCACUGUCCUGGGGGUGCCAGAGAAGCCUGAGAUCGACGGGAUGACCAAGCCGGCCCUAGAAGGAGAGCAGAUCACCCUGACCUGCAUCACCCAGGGCAGCAAGCCCGCCGCCGACCUGCGCUGGUUCAGGAACGAGGAGGAGAUCAAAGGUGCUAAGGAGGUGAAUGCCAGCGGCAAGACCUUCACGGUGCGCAACUCCUUGCAGCUGCGGGUUGACAGGAACGAUGACGGCGUGGCCUACACCUGCAAGGUGGACCAUGUAGCCCUGACCCAGUCACCGCAACAGGCCACCGAGGUCCUGGAGGUCCACUAUGCCCCUCGUGUGGAGAUCACAAACUCGCUGACCUUCCCUCAGGAAGGCCAGUAUCUGAAGCUGGAGUGCGUGUCCAAAGGAAAUCCCUCGCCGGACCCCGUCAUGUGGACCAAGGACGGGGGCGAGCUGCCCGACCCGGAGCGCAUGAUCGUGGAGGGACGCGAGCUCACCUUCACCUCCCUCAACAAGACGGACAACGGCACCUACCGCUGCGAAGCCACCAACCACCUGGGCACCAGCAGUGCCGAAUACAUCCUCUACGUCUACGAGGUCCCCACCACCCCGCCUCCACCCACCACUCCUCCCCCCCAUCCCACCCCUCCAGACACCGCCGUCCUCUUAGACAGCCACGCCUCAGACCGCACCGUCACCGACGAGAGAGAUCCCAAUGCCCUUGGACCACAUGGCCCAGAUCAUGCUCUCAUUGGUGGAGUGGUGGCAGUCGUGGUCUUUGUCACCUUGUGUUUGAUUAUAGUUUUGGGACGCUACCUGGCAAGGCAUAAAGGAACAUACUUGACAAAUGAGGCCAAAGGAGCAGAUGACGCACCGGAUGCAGACACUGCCAUCAUCAACGCUGAAGGCAACCACGCACAUGCAGAGGAAAAGAAAGAGUACUUCAUUUAGACUGCAGAGAGCACUGCGCUGCUCCCAUCUUUUCUCUCCCUCUCUUCCUCUCUCCCUCUUCCUCUCUCCCUCUUCCCAUCCUCUUUCCCUCCAAUCUCUCCAAAUCUCGCUUUCCCUUACCGUCUCUCUGUCUCCUUCCUCCUUCCUUCCUUCCUUCUCUCUUCGUGUGGCUGUCCACUGCCCCUGCUGCGUCACCAAGGAAACCCUGGGCAGACUGUAGAGUGAGAAGGCCCCUCCACAUUUCCUAUCUUUUGUUGAAUUUCUUUUUUAUCAGUCCAUCCUGUUCUUCAGCUGUUUUGUUUUUUGUUUGUUUUUUUACAGGCAGCUCCUCGCUGCCGGAGCUGUGUCUGCCUUCAACCGAAUUUUAUAUUUUUUUCGUCUUCUCUGUGAAAUAAAUAUCUUAUGGAUAUGCAUAUCCACCUGAGGCCACCUCAAACAUCUUAUUCCGUUUCACCGCUACAGCCCUCUCUCUCUCUUUCACCUUCUCUCUCUCUCUCUUUCUCUCUCUCUACACACACACACACACUCUCACAUACACACACAUACACACAAACAAAUCUCCCCCCGUCUCCACAGACAGACCCUCUCACGUUUACAUGGUGCCUAAAUAUACAGACGCCCAUUGAUCUUCUGUCAAUGCCUUCAUUUGGUGUCCGUCAGUAACAAUGUAAAAAUCCUUUCUGAUUUUUAUCUUCAUUGUUUCAUUGCUUAAACUCACGGCUCUUAAUUCUACAAUUUAAAUCGUCGUUUUUUUUUUCGAAUGAGACUAUGCUUUUUACGCCUUAUAAACAUACGUCUUUUACAUUGAGUAUGGAGCAUUUAGCAAAUGUCAUUUCCCCCCCACGCUCACUAUCCUCUCAAUAGAACUGUACCAGAGGAGUUACCCCUUGUAAGAUAAGAUGAAGGAUUUUGUGUAACACUGUAGCAAGGCUUGUGAGAUAUGUGUAUAAUAUGCUCUACAUCAUUAGCUUCUAGGCGAGGAAUUCCUGGUAGUAAGACAGAGAGCCGACAUUAUCGACAUGAACACCAAAAAGGUACGAAAGAGAUGCUGGAUGAAAAAAAAAAAAAAAGCUAUGUCAAGUGAACACAAUCAAACUUGUAUGACCAUUUGCUUACCUGCUAUGUAUAUCCAUGUUACUUUGUCUGUAUAUUACUGCACUGUGCAGGCCAACGCAUAGCUACACCAACACUCUCACCGCGACACAACAUGUUCUGUGAGAUAUGUAGAGUCAGGUGAGUUUGGGGAUUGGAUGUGAACAUGUUACAGCUUUCCAUGGCGAAGGUUGGGUACCCCUAAGUUAUUGAAGACAUCCCACAUCUUUCAAGAAGGUCUGUUGCGGUAAGGUAAAUCUUUUAUUAACACAUCAAAGCAUCGUGAGAGUGCUUUUUUACCUGUGACCUGGCCUUCCACCGACCCCACCCCCCCAAAAGAAAUUGAAAGAGCGAGGACAAAUAUAGAAGCACAAAAUGAUCCCGUCGGUAAAGUAACUUAUCUGCCAACAGUUAAAUUGCCUCAGGAAUAGUUUAGCUAGUCAAACAAGUGGAGACAAAUUGGCUGUCCUUGAUUCCAUUUAGAAAUAUACGUCUUUGGAUAAUCGAAAAUCCUUCAUAACAGAAUACGCCUCGUCAGUGUUUUUAUACAAAAUGUGUCUUUUAUUUCAUUUUUGGGUUCAUAUGAUUCUAAGCUCCCCUGUUGAUACAGCUGUA